AAAAGAAAAGAACUAAACACUAAACAGGCCUGGCCUUAUAGAUCCGGCCAAUUUACCCUAGUUGCUCGCCUAUUAAAAGUGUUUUCCCCUCCACCGCAAAGCCUUCUACCUUCUGCCUUCUGCAAUGGCUCCGAAGAAGGGUGUGAAGCUCCCAGUUGCUGCUUCCAAGAAGAAGCCGGAGAAGGUGGUGAACCCGUUGUUCGAGAAGCGGCCGAAGCAAUUCGGCAUCGGCGGGGCAUUGCCACCCAAGAAGGAUCUGACGAGGUUCGUGAAAUGGCCUCAGGUUGUCCGUAUCCAGAGGAAGAGACGGAUCCUCAAGCAGCGCUUGAAGGUUCCACCUACCCUAAAUCAGUUCUCCAAAACCCUUGAUAAGAACCUUGCCACAAAUCUCUUCAAGAUGCUCCUCAAGUAUAGGCCUGAGGACAAGGCAGCAAAGAAGGAGCGACUUCUGAAAAGAGCCCAGGCUGAGAGUGAAGGGAAAACUCCCGAAAUCAAGAAGCCUAUUGUUGUCAAGUAUGGGCUCAAGCACGUCACUUAUCUUGUGGAGCAGAACAAAGCACAACUGGUGGUCAUUGCUCAUGAUGUUGACCCCAUAGAAUUGGUGGUUUGGCUUCCAGCUUUGUGUAGGAAGAUGGAAAUCCCUUACUGCAUUGUCAAGGGGAAAGCAAGAUUGGGUUCUAUUGUCCACAAGAAGACAGCAUCAGUUUUGUGCCUGACUUCAGUCAAGAAUGAGGACAAAUUGGAGUUCUCCAAGAUCUUGGAGGCCAUCAAGGCCAACUUCAAUGACAAAUAUGAUGAAAACCGCAAGAAAUGGGGUGGUGGUAUCAUGGGCUCGAAAUCUCAAGCGAGGACAAAGGCCAAAGAAAGGGUUCUUGCGAAGGAGGCUGCUCAGAGGAUGUCUUAGUUUGUAUUGUCAUUUAAUCAUUACAGUAUUUCCUGUUACAAGGUUUAGACAAAUUUCAAACAUAUUUGAAGUAUAUUAAAUUUUGGUUGUCUUAUGAAUUUUGAUGGCUUUGUUUCGCCUUUGGAUUUUUGAGUUGUUAUGUACUAGUACUUAGCAAUGAAAUGCCUUAAGGUUUCUAAA
Molecule: messenger RNA, 1084 nt
Organism: Ipomoea triloba (trilobed morning glory)
Lineage: Eukaryota; Viridiplantae; Streptophyta; Magnoliopsida; Solanales; Convolvulaceae
Product: 60S ribosomal protein L7a-1-like
Exons: 6
Coding region: 125-904 (259 amino acids)
Biological process (GO): ribosome biogenesis
Cellular component (GO): ribonucleoprotein complex
Source: RefSeq, a predicted model, not a curated record